Molecule: messenger RNA, 8278 nt
Organism: Elgaria multicarinata webbii
Lineage: Eukaryota; Metazoa; Chordata; Lepidosauria; Squamata; Anguidae
Gene: TRIM33
Product: tripartite motif containing 33
Exons: 20
Coding region: 1-3351 (1116 amino acids)
Cellular component (GO): chromatin
Molecular function (GO): protein binding; zinc ion binding
Source: RefSeq, a predicted model, not a curated record
AUGGCGGAAAACAAAGGAGGAGGAGGCGGCGGUGGCGGGGAGGGGGCUGGGGAGGCCGUACCGGCGGGGGGUGGGCCCGAGCCUGCCGUAGCCGCGUCGGCUGUCGUUGUCACCUCAGCGUCGGCAAUUGCGUCCCCGUCCCCUCCGGUGCCUGCCCCGCCCGAGGAGAGGGAGAGCCCCGCCGCGGUGAUCCUGGCUGCGGCGGUGGUGGACAAGGGCCCAGGGGAGGCGGAGGCCGCGGCGCCGGUGGUGGUGGUAAGCGGAGGCCCGGCCUCCGGCUCCGUAGCGGCGCCGCUGGGCCCCAGCCCCGCGCCCCCCGCCCUCUCCAGCGCCGCGCCGGGCCCGCUGUCGCUGCUGGACACCUGCGCAGUGUGCGCGCAGAGCCUGCAGAGCCGGGAGGCCGAGCCCAAGCUACUGCCCUGCUUGCACUCCUUCUGCCGGCGCUGCCUGCCGGAGCCCGAACGCCAACUCAACUUGCCCGUGCCCGGCGGCGCCAACGGGGACAUCCAACAGGUUGGUGUGAUCAGGUGUCCAAUCUGUCGCCAGGAAUGCAGGCAAAUAGAUUUGGUAGAUAACUACUUUGUCAAAGACACAUCUGAAGCACCCAGCAGCUCUGAUGAGAAAUCUGAACAGGUGUGCACCAGCUGUGAAGAUAAUUCUAGUGCUGUUGGUUUCUGUGUGGAAUGUGGAGAAUGGCUAUGCAAAACGUGCAUAGAAGCUCAUCAACGAGUAAAAUUUACUAAGGAUCACAUGAUCAGAAAGAAAGAAGAUGUCUCUUCAGAGGCUGUUGGAGCAUCUGGUCAACGUCCUGUUUUCUGUCCUGUGCAUAAACAAGAACAGUUAAAACUCUUCUGUGAAACUUGCGACAGACUGACAUGUAGAGAUUGUCAAUUACUGGAGCACAAAGAACAUAGGUAUCAGUUUUUGGAAGAAGCAUUUCAGAAUCAAAAGGGUGCUAUUGAGAAUCUGUUAGCCAAACUCCUUGAGAAGAAGAAUUAUGUUAACUUUGCAGCUACGCAAGUGCAAAAUAGGAUAAAAGAAGUAAAUGAAACUAACAAACGAGUAGAACAGGAAAUCAAAGUGGCUAUUUUUACCCUCAUUAAUGAAAUCAAUAAAAAGGGAAAAUCUCUCUUACAGCAGCUUGAGUCUGUGACAAAGGAGAGGCAGAUGAAGCUAAUACAACAGCAGAAUGAUAUCAGUGGUCUGUCAAGGCAGGUGAAACAUGUGAUGAACUUUACUAAUUGGGCCAUUGCAAGUGGCAGCAGCACUGCAUUGCUGUAUAGCAAGCGACUGAUCACGUUCCAGCUGCGACAUAUUUUAAAAGCACGAUGUGAUCCUGUCCCAGCUGCUAAUGGAGCAAUACGCUUCCAUUGUGAUCCCACAUUCUGGGCAAAGAAUGUAGUCAACUUAGGUAAUCUUGUUAUAGAAAAUAAGCCAACCCAAGGUUACACUCCCAAUGUAGUGGUGGGACAAGUUCCUCCGGGAACAAACCACAUCAGCAAACCUCCAGGGCAAAUUAACCUUGCACAGCUUCGACUCCAGCAUAUGCAACAGCAGGUGUUCGCACAACAAAAACACCAGCAGCUACAGCAGAUGAGGAUGGGGCAGCCUGCAGGGCCGAUCGCUCGCCAGGCAGGGCCACAGAUGCUGCAGCAACAGCCUCCAAGGUUGAUAAGCAUGCAGACCAUGCAGAGGGGUAUGAAUUGCGGUGCUUUCCAAGCCCACCAGAUGAGAAUGGCUCAGAAUGCUGCCCGUCUCCCAGGGAUUCCUCGCCACAACGGGCCCCAGUAUUCCAUGAUGCAGCCACACUUACAGAGACAAGUAUAUGCUCAUUCAAACCCAGGACAUGCAGGUCCCUUUCCAGUUGUUUCUGUGCAUAAUAAUACUAUCAAUCCAACAAGCCCUACAACAGCCACGAUGGCCAAUGCUAACCGUGGUCCAACAAGCCCAUCUGUAGCAGCAAUAGAGCUUAUUCCCUCAGUAACCAACCCAGAGAAUCUACCUUCCUUGCCAGAUAUUCCUCCCAUACAGCUGGAAGAUGCUGGUUCCAGUAACUUAGAUAAUUUACUAAGUAGGUAUAUCGCAGGCAGCCAUCUACCCACUCAGACUAUAAGCAGUAUGAAUCCCUCCCCUGGGCCCUCAGCUCUAUCUCCAGGCUCAUCAGGUUUAUCCAAUUCUCACACCCCUGUGAGGCCACCCAGUACUUCCAGCACAGGCAGUAGAGGCAGCUGUGGCUCAUCAGGCAGAACUGUUGAGAAGAACAAUAUUAGUUUCAAGCCUGACCAUGUGAAAGUUAAGCAAGAACCAGGCACAGAAGAAGAGGUGUGCAGUUUCUCAGGGCCAGUGAAGCAAGAAAAAACAGAAGACGGCAGGAGGAGUGCCUGCAUGCUUAGCAGUCCUGAGAGCAGCUUGACGCCACCGCUUUCUACAAACUUGCAUCUGGAAAGUGAGCUAGAAGCACUGGGAAGUAUAGAAAACCAUGUAAAAACUGAACCAGCGGACUUGAGUGAAAGCUGCAAACAGUCUGGACAUGGUCUUGUAAAUGGCAAGUCUCCAGUGCGUAGCCUCAUGCACCGAUCAGCUAGGACUGGAGGAGAAGGCAACAACAAAGAUGAUGAUCCUAAUGAAGACUGGUGUGCUGUGUGCCAAAAUGGAGGAGACCUUUUAUGUUGUGAAAAGUGCCCCAAAGUUUUCCACCUUACUUGUCAUGUACCCACACUCCUCAGCUUUCCAAGUGGAGACUGGAUAUGUACAUUUUGCCGUGAUCUUGGCAAACCUGAAGUAGAAUAUGACUGUGACAACUUGCAGCAUAGUAAGAAGGGGAAAACUGCACAAGGUUUGAGUCCUGUGGACCAAAGGAAAUGUGAGCGCCUCCUGCUUUACUUAUAUUGCCAUGAGCUGAGCAUUGAGUUCCAAGAGCCAGUCCCAGCCUCAAUACCAAACUACUAUAAAAUAAUAAAGAAACCCAUGGAUUUAUCUACAGUAAAGAAGAAACUGCAGAAGAAACAUUCCCAGCACUACCAAACGCCGGAAGAUUUUGUGGCAGACGUUCGGCUGAUCUUCAAGAACUGUGAAAGAUUUAAUGAAAUGAUGAAAGUUGUUCAAGUUUAUGCAGAAACACAAGAGAUUAAUUUGAAGGCUGAUUCAGAAGUAGCACAGGCAGGGAAGGCAGUUGCGUUAUACUUUGAAGAUAAGCUUACAGAGAUCUACCCAGACAGGACCUUCCAGCCCUUACCCGAAUUUGAGCAAGAAGAGGACGAUGCUGAAAUAACAGAUGACUCCGAUGAAGAUUUUAUACAGCCACGCAGAAAACGUCUAAAAUCGGAUGAGAGACCAGUGCAUAUAAAGUAACUUGACUAAAACAGACCUAAACUAUUGUAAAAAGGAAGAAACAUAUUUAAGUGUUCCUGGAAUAUUAUCACGCCUUCAGUGGCCAUCUUAUUGAAGCUGAUAGUGUUCAGACAGUAUUAGAUUACAAAAAGCAUUUGUACAGAAACAUUCUUGUCAAAAGGGGAAAAAAGCUUUCAACUUCUGUUGAUUUUGUGUUUUUGUUUUUGUUUUUUGUUUUUUUAGUGUUUGGAUUUGCAUUUUCUUUUUUCACUCCCUCAUUUCUCAGAUACAGAGGUGUGGGAUGAAUGUUGGUAAAGAAGCAAGUUUUUAUAUGAUGACAUUUGUACAAACAGUGAACUCUUAGUAACCAUUUCUACAAGACUGGACCAAGGCAGUCAUGUUUCAAGUUCAUGCUGGACUGCAGUUUAAACCUCACAAAACCUUCCUCAACAUUCUCUUCAUGCGACUCUAAGUGUGAAUUGGAUAGUUUUUAUUCAUCGUCUCAUCUAAAUGGUAUUGCAAGUAUCAUAUUCUGUCUUGGGUCAAAUAGCUAGGUUCUGCUUUCUUUUGCUGACCUUGUAUAGAAAUAUUGUAAUGAUCAUUAAAUAGUUUUGAAUUGGAGAAUGCAGGAGUGUGAGUUCUUCAUACAUGCUUCAUUAAGUCUGGUUGCAAUUAAUGCUUUUCAGUAGGAUUCAUGGUGUCAAGUGGAAGUCCUAUGCACAAAACACUUAAGUGAGUAUCCUCUUGGAAUUUAUUAAUCCUAUUUUUCUCCCCUGAAAAGGCAGGAUGUUGGCUGCAAUACUGGUUAUAUAGAUUUUAGCACUCAGAAUUAGAUUAUGAACUUAAUAACUGGUGACUGUCCCGUCUUCCCUAAUAACAAUUUCUGAUAGUCCACUAUCAGAAAACAGUAACUUCGUCAACUACCAAAUGUGUAAAAUUUCCUGUAUUCACUCUGUCUUAUUUGUAAAUAAUGGUACUGUAAAUCAUUUCAGACAGCAACAUUUGCUGGGCUGUUUUUAAGCUAAUAUGUAUUCUUACUAAUGUUCCUAAUCAAGAGCAGAUUUGUAAUAGGUUCUCUAUUUCUAAAACGAUUCAUAGUUUGAAGUUCUAUAUUAUUUUGUUAGAGCUACUCAGAGUUUUCUUCAGAAGCAGCUUAAAUGAAAAGUCUAAGAGGAGGAAAAAUGAGCCCAUUGAGACUGAGUUACUUGUCCAUCCUUAAAACAGAAAACUUGUAUGGACCAGUGUAUCAGACAAGUGGCUUCAGGAUAGGUAAUGGAAACGGGCCAGCCCCCAUUGUGAUAAUCUGCAUGCAAACAAGUUCUUCAGUUCUGCCUUGAUGGCAAUAUUGAGAGCAGAAAUGUCUCUGCAUUAUUGUAAUUCAGUGUUGAACAGGUAAAAUCCCUUAUAUGCUUGACUUGGUCUGUAUUGAACAGUGCCAGAUAAUAUAAUUUCAAGCCCAUGUACAGAAUAUUUUUUUAUUGUUAAGCCAGUUUCAAAAAUGUAAACCACACUUUUUGAGGUGACCAAAAUGUAAAUUUUACUGUGGUAUUGAGCGUAAUUCAUCAUGGCCAAUACUUCACAGUGUAUAAAGAAAUGUCAUUGAUCUAUACCGUAGAGAUUAAUCACUUGUAUUGCACAAUGUAUUGUCCCAAUGACGUUCUAGAGAAUUUUAAUACAAAUGCCUGGUUUGAUUUUCUCUAUUCGGACAGAUGAAAGCUGUAGACAGGAUGUAAAUGAUUCUAACUGAUUAAAGAUAUUUAUGGCUUUGAUUCACUUUUUUUUAGAUCUUUAACAUGGCAUUUAAAGUGAAGGGAUCCAACAGGAUUCUGGGAUUUAUAAAGUGUUCUCAAAACAUUUUAACAAAUGAAACAAUUUUAAAUUGCCUGUAUUUGAAUAUAGUAAAUUUGAAUAUAGUUAACUGCUGCCCUAUUUAAUGGGCUGGUCAGACAUUACUUUGUUGGAAAGUCAAUGCAGUAGCAGUGGAAGAAAGUCUCAGACAGCAUUCAGACUGGCCUGUAUGAUGUUUUUCUUAUACAUGAAAUCACCUGACUUCUCUCGUCUCCCUCAAUCUAGGAAUGAGAUCAUGGGGCGAGGACAGUUUAAUCUGUGCAGCUCAGUUUGAAUAUUACCUUCUGUAUGCAGUUAGGGGGAUGAUGUAUGAACUGAGUAUUUGUUCCCUCUGUCAAUGCAUUGACUUCCUCACAAGGUCCCACAAAAUUUUAGUGCAUGCACUUAUAACUGGCAUUUUGGGGAAACUACUGAACGUCAGUAAGAAAGUGUAAGACAAGGCGCGUAAUAAAUAUUGUAUGAGAGUUGAAUGUGAUUGUACAUGAUAUCUUCUUGUAUCUCAGUUUGCAAUAAGAUAUGCUCCAUGAACCUUGAAUUGUAUAGUUUCCUUAGCAUUCUAGAAAUUUUGUUUUCUGUACUUUGUAGAACAUUUCAUAACUUGGCUUUCCAUAUUAACUGAAAACUACAAUCUUGUCAACAUUUGUAUUAUCCUUUCAGUUUUCUUAGGCUAUUUUCAUAUUUUUAUGUUACUUAUAAAAGUUGCUCUAUUCUUCUGAGCCAUUUAACUAAACUUUGUUCAGGUUCGCUAUCUGUAAUUGGCCAUGGUUCGAUAUUUGCAGACUUGAAAUUUUGCAGAAUUAAAUGCAAACAGAGAAAAAUAGUAUUGCCUUCAACUUUUAAUAAUGCUUUUGCAUUAUUAUUAUUAAAAAAUGAAUAGCCUUUUCAGACGUUGAUAUUUUUGGUUGCUCUUUCCAUGUGAUUAUCUACCACCUGAAAAUAGUAUAUAAUCAGAAGUUAUACACAAAUUCUCAAAUUGCCAGUUUCUGGUCCUCAGGGAUGUAGGAACUAGACAGAUAUGGUUUGUGAUACCUUUUUAGGAUGGAUAAUUUUUCCCAGUGUUGACAAGGUUUACUAAGUCAAAGUAACUUUUCUGCCACUGGUGCAGUUUAAGAGCAGUUUAAGAUCGACCUCCAUUUGGCAGUUCAUGGAUGCCUGUGCAAUAAUUGAGCUAUACCGGGAUUAAUUUUAUAUUAUAAAUCUGGUUUGUAAUGGAUAGUGGAGCUUCCCUUGCAUGUGAUAUGGAUUUACCUGUGCAGCAUAAAUUACAAUGUAACUUUUGUGUAAUGUCCCAAGAUCCUCUGUCACUUAAUUUGACUCUUAAGCUCUGGUUUUAAAUGUUCUUGUAUAAAUAAUAAUUUCAAAUCUCUCUUCUUGGUUGUAUAUGUUCCGAAAGUUUAAGUUAAUCCAAAGAAGAAAAAGGCAGUUUGCUUUGAAACAGGAAGGACGGCAAGUGUACAGCGUGCUGACUGUGGACUUCUCAAUUACCUCAGCAGGUCCCCUGCCAUGUAAUUACUAGUGAUUAGUGUUAGUUUAACCAGCUAAGUAUGUUCAGGUCUUACUUAACUGUGCCCUGGAAUUAAGUGUCCUAUCAUAUACUAUUAAGGCCGAAUUACUAUCCAAAAAGGGUGUUUUCCCCCUAGCUUUUAAAAGUAGAAAUGCUGUUAAAUGUAGAUAACCUUUUUUCAUGUGAAAAGAUUCCCAUUAAUACUAUUUGAUGUGGCAUUAACUGUCAGCAUACUCAGCACUGGAUAGAUAAAUGAAAUGUUUUAUAAACAUUUCUACAAGCCACUACAACCAACAAAUAUUUUUUAACAAAUGACCCCAAUUAGCCAUUCAGUUGUAUAACUUAGUUUAUUAGCCAGCCCUAUUUAACUGUAGGUAACGGCAACAGUAUGUUGAAAUUGAGUAUGUAAUGUACUGGAUGUAGGCUUCUUCUUUUCUUUCCUUUUUCCUCCUUUUCCUAGGAAAAAGCAAUAAAACUGCUUUGUCUGUUGCCUGUUUAGCAUGGCAGGAAUCCUUUUCCUUUGGAUAGUGGUUUUAUAGGAAAGUUUUUGUAUGUGUAUCACCCAAGUCUAGCUUUUAAAAAAAAAUAAAGUGUGCAGUUAUAGUGUGGCAUUUUAUUUUAAAAAUUGGGGAAAGUUAACAUAUUUUUUUAAAAAGUAGCUGUUUGAGUAAAUAAUGGAGGUACUUUUUUAAAAACUUUAUAUGCCACAAUUUACAUAGACAUAUUUCAGACUAAUGCAUACGACUUGUGAUGUCAGAUAUGGCCACCACUUUUCCUUUUCAGAGUUGCACAUGCAGUAACUCCAUCCAUUGUAGCUUUUUUGGUUUUUGCCUACUUUUUCCCUCUCCUUUUAAAAUUUGUCUGAAUCACAUUUUAAAAUAUAGCAGUUUUAGUUCUUAAUAUAGUAGCUGAUUUACAAUAACAAAGUGCAGUUGGCCUCUUUCAUUUCGAGUGCUUUUUAAAGCUGAGGAGCUGCUGCUUUCUUUUAAAAUGAUUUGCGACUUUGUACAAAGAAAUGCAAAGAGUUUUAUAGAUCCCUCACUUGUUUCAGCAUUCCCCUUAUUGUGAACAUAAAUUUCAAAAUGGAAGGUGAUGCAUGUUAAAGGCCUGCAGGUGUGGGCAUUUCUUCAGUUCAAAAUGCCAUUAAACAUGUAUAUAACAGGUCUAUAAAGAUUUGUGCAAUUGAAAGCCUGUUUUAAUUUUAUAUAUAUAUAAACAUACAAAUCAAAGGGUUCAAUUCCCAACAUUCUUUUUUUCUGGUAAUUAAAACUGGUACUUUUUGCACAUAGUUUAACUUUACUGAUUCUUCAAAGAAGUGCUGUUUCUGUGGUAUUGUAUUCUCUGAAUAAUAUUUAAUUUUUUUAACAAGUUAACGUUUCUAAUUGUUCAGUUCUUGUGUUUUUUGGCUGGUGUGUAAUAAAGGCAUUUUUCCUUUACAUGAUUAUUUAAUACAUUUAGCAGCCUGUAAAUAUUUCUUGUUAAAUGCUCUGGAAUGUGGUGUAGCAGUUGUACUAGAACAGUUUUAAAAAACAUUGUUUUGAAAACCACUUUGUUUUGGUUAUUUCUAUUAAAUUAGAAAACGAAGAAUCUUUCAAA